Messenger RNA from Notolabrus celidotus (New Zealand spotty), 4710 nucleotides. It is a transcript of the gene klhl21, whose product is annotated as kelch-like family member 21. Gene Ontology annotation, biological process: protein ubiquitination. Gene Ontology annotation, molecular function: protein binding. The transcript is spliced from 5 exons. The record is from RefSeq and is a predicted model, not a curated record. The coding region runs from base 240 to 2081 and encodes 613 amino acids. Lineage: Eukaryota; Metazoa; Chordata; Actinopteri; Labriformes; Labridae.
CCUGUUUGACCGACAUUCCUGACAGUCCGUGAAGGCAGCACUCAUCCCUCUGCAUGGUAUCAUGGCGCAGAGGAGGCCGAACAGAUCCGCGACAACAAACUUUCACUCCAGCUCCAUUUGUGUGACUUUAACACAUAAUACUCGUUAAAUCUUUACCAUCCACAGAAGACAAACACUGAUGUAAAAAGCAUUCUGAGCACACGCCCCUGGAUACUGAGACACCCACAGAGAGAGGAGACAUGGAGAAGCCAGUCCUUCAGACCCAACCGUCCACCCUGCCCUUCUUCGACACGGCCCACGCCUUCAACCUUCUGCGGGGGAUCCACGAGCUCCGAGCCGAACGCAAGUUUUUCGAUGUGACUUUGUGCGCCGAGGGCCGCGAGUUCCACUGUCACCGCACAGUGUUAGCCGCCGCCAGCACCUACUUCAGAGCCAUGUUUGCAGGCACUCUGAAGGAGAGCGUGAUGGACCGCGUGGUCCUCCACGAGGUGUCUGCAGAGCUUUUGGGUCUGCUUGUGGACUUCUGCUACACAGGACGGGUCACCGUCACUCAGGAUAACGUGGACGUCCUGCUGAAGACGGCCGAUCUCUUUCAGUUUCCCUCCGUCAAAGAGGCGUGCUGCGCUUUUCUGGAGCAGCGGCUGGACGUUUCAAACUGCCUAGAGAUCCAGGACUUUGCCGAGGCCUACGCUUGCAGAGAACUAGCCACCAGCGCUCGCCGCUUUGUCUUGAAAAACAUAAUGGAGCUGGCUAAAGGAACAGACUUCGAGCGCUUGUCAUGGAAGCGCCUCCUUGAGUUCGUGUCAGAGGACGAGCUCAGCGUGGACAAAGAGGAGACGGUUUAUCAGAUUGCCGUGCGCUGGGUGAAAGCAGACCUCAAGAGGAGGCUGCACUACUGGCCCGAGCUCCUCCAGCAGGUGCGCCUCCCCUUCGUCAGGAGGUUCUUCCUGUUGGCUCACGUGGAGAGCGACCCGCUCGUGUACCUGUCACCCACCUGCCUCCGCAUGGUGAACGAGGCUCGCAGCUUCCAGUCCUGCGAGUACGACCGGCACGACAGGCCCUGCCACCGAAUGAGACCUCGGCCGUCCACGGGACUGGCCGAGAUCCUGGUGGUGGUCGGAGGCUGUGAUCAGGACUGUGAUGAGCUGGUUACUGUGGACUGUUACAACCCUCAGACCGGGCAGUGGCGUUACCUGGCUGAGUUCCCUGACCACCUGGGAGGAGGCUACAGUAUAGCUGCUCUGGGAAACGAUAUGUAUGUCUCAGGUGGUUCAGAUGGUUCCCGCCUCUAUGACGGCGUGUGGCGUUACAAGUCCAGCGUGAACGAGUGGACCGAGGUGUCUCCCAUGCUUAAGGCGCGCGAGUACCACAGCACCUGUGUGCUCAAAGGUCAGCUGUACGUUGUGGCGAUAGACAGCACCGAGCGAUACGACCACGCCCUGGACUGCUGGGAGGCCUUACCGCCCAUGCUGCACCCCAUGGACAACUGCUCCACCACCACCUGCAGCGGGCGCCUCUACGCCAUCGGCUCCCUGACCGGAGAGGACACGAUGGCCAUUCAGUGCUACGAUGCAGACAGUAACCGCUGGUCCAGGGUGAGCUGUGGGCAACUGCCGCCUUGGUCCUUCACACCCAAAACUGUGACACUCAAGAGCCUCAUCUACUUUAUCAGAGAUGACUCCGCUGAGGUGGACGUGUAUAAUCCUCAGAAGAAUGAGUGGGACAAAAUUAGUCCCAUGACCCAGGUCCACGUUGGAGGCAGCGUCGCGGUCCUCGGGGGUAAACUCUUUGUCUCCGGCGGUUACGACAACACAUUCGAGUUGUCCGACGUGGUGGAAGCCUACGACCCGAACACUCGUACGUGGACUAUCGCCGGACGCCUCCCUCAGCCGACCUUCUGGCACGGCAGCGUCAGCAUCUUCCGCCAGUUCAUGCCUCAGGUGUCCAGCGCCUUUGAGCCCACGGAGAUACCCGAGUCCAACGCCAUUCACCUGCACCGGCACCAGAGACACCAAGCGCUCCAAAAUCUCAACAACAAUCUCAACCAGAACCAGAACCAGGACGUGAACCCAGCGCACUGACACUGCGGGGGUGAUUCUUCCAGUCUCAGUCCUCAUUGUAUCAUGAGUAGUUUACCUCAACGUAAUGCUGAAGUUAAUAGAAGAAGACUGAGCGUGUACAAAGUCAUCUGAGCUCCUUCUAAUCCACUUGACUGCUGAGCUGUCAUACUGAUAAUCACGCUAAAGGAAGGGUGUGUUUAAACCCUGUUUGUGUUCAGUCCAGGACGGAUCCCAAAGACCAGUAUAGGGGAGCAGAGGCCUUUAAUUGUCCUUUAAACAGGUUUCAAAGAUAACCAAACCAAACAAGCCCUCAUGAUCAAGUGAUCCUCAACAGAUCUCUUCCCUGUGAAGUGCUGGAGAGCAUUUUUAGUUGCACAAUCAGCUUAAAUACAAAGGUAGGAGUGCCCGUCUGUAUCGGUCCUUGAACUUUAUUUUCUGUGAAACAUUCAUCCCUUUCUUUUUACUCUCGGCAGGCGUUUGGCCAAUGAACCUAAAGGAUGUUUAGUGUGAGACCGGUUAGAUAAUCAGUUAUCUAUGAGGCAGCAUUCAAACGUAAUUUGUUUCUUUACAAUCAGGUCGGCAAACUCUGUAAACUGAGCAUUAAUGAUGAUCUGUUGAUGGCCUCAACAACCCCAAAAUGUCCUAUUUUAGGGCAGUCCUUGGACUCCCUGCCUCCUCCUCAAGCUAGCUUCUUUCUGCCACUGACAGAGGAACCACAUUGAAAGCAACAGUCCAGAUUUCUGCAAGCUGACUCAGUGUGGAUGUUCAUGUUUCGACCGUGAAUUGAUGACUCUACAAACACAACUUCAAAUCGCAGGCUUCAAAUUUUAAAACACAAGAAAUUUUGGUGGAUGUGAAAUUUGAAAAACGUGCUCCCCAGACUUAUUUAGCUCAUACUCUAAUUAGCUAGAGGCUACAUUAGCUACUGCUACCAACACACACUUGGAUCUCUGACUGAACUGCUAGCUAAAGAGGUUAAGUGUCCUGGUGGGUAAAGUAGACAUCAGGUUUUGUUAAAAGUAGAGCUGGGUGAUAUUGAAAAAGAUGUAAUCACGAUAACAUUUUUCACAUCAGUCGAUAUCGAUAAUUACCAUGAUAAAUGUCAAAUCAUUAUUUCAUUUAAAUUUGAAGUGAACAUUUAAGAAACCAGACAGUUUGGUAGCUUGUAUCUGGAUUUAGUUCUCUGAUGAGCUUCUUGAAUCCAUCAUUUCUGACAGUGCUAACAGGAAGCAGGUCUUAAGUGUAAGAUGAGGUUUUUGUGAAGUUUUAGUUUCUUAUUUCUCUCAGGUUGAGAUCAUUUUUUGAUUUGAAUUUACAACAAACGUCUUUAAGCCCACCUACCUCUAGCUCUGCGAAAUGAUUGGCUGUUCAAUACCGUCGUCUUAUUCUCUUUAAUGUUGGGUGGCAACUAGUGUUUAGGACACAUUAGCGCCCCCUCCCUUUCCAAUGGUUGGGGGCUGUAACUACAGGUUUGGAUAUAUCAAAUUUGCAUUGCAGAUUUGUUAUAUUUAUAUUGAGAAAAAUUAUAUCACGAUAAUUAUCGUUAUUGAUUUAUCGCCCAGCCCUAGUCAAAGGGGAUUCUUGUAGUGAAAAACAUACCUGUGGUUGAGUUGCAGCCAUUAUUUUUGUUUUUGUUUUACCUUUAUUUGAUAGGAAAUCCAAAAAGAGACAGAAAAUAUGAGAGGAGAGUAAGGGGAUGACAUGCAGAAAACCAGAAACUGCUGCAACAAGGACUGUAGGCGCCAUGUAUCAACCACUGAGCUAACCUGGCCCCCUGUUGAAUCCAUUUUGAUAGUUUCUCUUUUAUAUCCACUCUGAGUCCUUUAGUUUUCAAUCAGUAGAGUACCUUUUAAACACUUUGUAGCUCUGAGACAGAGAGACAUGUUCAAUCAUAAACAGUAAUAAUCUGUUUACAUUCCAAAAAAACGACAAUCACAUUUGAUAUCCAGCUCUAAAAACAGGUCUCUGAGUAGGAUGAGUUUAGAUUUACUCUGAGAAAUAUCAUAAAUUUUCAGUCAUCAUAAUAUUGUUUUAUAACAGCUGCAUGUGAGGUGAACUGAUGAAGAGUUAAUUUUCCCUCUCUGGUGAUACUUUGUCCUCUUCUUGUGUCACUGAGGCUAAUCAGAGUUUAAUAACCACCAGAGGAAUGUGCAUGAAUAAUUUCAUCUUAAUAAUGUAUUUACAGAUGUUUUAAUGUUUUGUACAUUUAUUUAUGGAUCUAUAUUUGUGCUGUGGUUGCUUAAGGUGUCCUGAUUGCAACACAAAUAUGUACCAUGUGUUUGUGUGUACGUGUUUGUGCGUACGUGUCACCGUUCAAAACUGGAAGUGCAAAACAAUCUCAGUUUGUCGUCAUGUAAAAAAAACCUUUUUGCUUUAUUGGUAAUAUUUUCGAGUGUUGUUAAGCAUUCUUGGUUUUCAUACAGGCUUUUGAUGCUGACUCCUUUUUGUUAAUACAGUUAAUUCUUAGCCGUGCGUACUGUCUGUAUGAUGUUUACAGUGUGAGCACCAAAAAUGAAACCGCAGGCAGGUCAAAGAGUUUAUUCUGCUGAGUCACAUGUGAUGUCGCAGAAUAGUGUGUAAAGUUAUUUUUUAUAGAUAGCAUGAGAAGCUGAUGCGUUCACUUAUAAAGCUGUAUCUUUACUUUAAACUA